AUGUAUAAAAAAUAAUCAGCUAGACCUGAAUCAUCUAAACCUAGUAAAUUAUAGAUUGCUGUAAACUAAUUAAUAGAACAAUAAGAAUAACCAGAACAAAUGGUAAAUUGAACACUUAUAAUUAUAAGUUACUAAAAAAGAUAACCAAUCUAUGGUCAAAUAAAUAAAGUUCUGAACAUGAUCAGAAUAUCUAAUAUCAACGAUGUUUGUAUAUCUUGCAAUUAGAACCAGAAGAUAGAUCACAAAGUUAAGCUAAAUAAAUUUAAGCGUAUUUUGAGAAGCAUUUCCAUUACAUAGGGUAUGAAUUUGUAAAUAUAAAAAGAUAAAUACGAGGAUAAUUAUCACCAGAACUUUAUUUAAAGUUAUUCAAGAAUCUCUUAUUUGAGAAAGUCAAUUAAUUUGAAUUAGUAUUUAGUUAUGGUGAAAAGGGAAGAAAGAUGUAUUUUAUUUUGGAAGGUGAAGUAGGUAUUUUACUACCUUAAGAAGAUGAAUCAAAAACUGAACGUAAAUUAGAUCGUAAUUAAAUUACUAAUAAUGUAAGUGUCGGCAAUCAAAAGAUUUGAUGAGUUAUUAGUGCACAAUUACAGUAAUCAUAAAUUAGUUGCCAUAAAAAAGAAAUCAGAUCAUUUUGGUGAAAUUGCUAUUGAAUAAAGAGUUCCUAGAACAGCUACAGUAGUUGCCAAAACAGAAUGUGUAUUUGCUACAUUAUCUUAUGAUGCAUAUUAAAGUGUUCUUGGAUUAUUACAAGAAUAAAUAAUGAAAAGAAAAUUCGAAAUUAUUCGAUCCAUUCCUCCCUUUAAAAAUUGGUUACAUACUUCUUAAUAUGUUUUUUUACAUAAUUGUGAGGAACACAUCUUUGAAACAAAUAAUAUUAUAUACAAGAGAUUUAAUAAAUGUGAUUCAGUUUAUUUGAUCAUAGAAGGAGAAAUCUUAGUUUAGAAAUGGGAAUAAUAUAGAUUAGAUUCUUAAGAGAAUGAAGUAUUUAUACCAUAAGGUGAAAAAAUGACAACUUUGGGUAGAUAUUCAAAUGGUUAAGUUGUAGGGGAUUAUGAAGUUUAUUUAACUAAAAUGCAAUAAAAUUAUGUAAAAAGAUCUUCUUAAGCAAAAUGUAUGAUUAGAACUUCAGUUUUAAGAGUGCCCAUUCAAUAAUAUAUAGAAAAUAUGCGUAAUAAUUAAAGUGAAGAAUGGUUAUAAUAAUAUUAUGAAGAUAAGUUUAAUAAGAAAUGGAUUAAUUAUGAAAGUGUAACAUCACUUCAAAAAAGUUCAUCUGUUCCAAUUAAAAAUUAAUAUAUUCUGCCAAAUGCAAAUUAGAAAAGUACUCAUAUUCUACGCAAGAUUUCAUAGCCUUGUACUUCAAAAUUUAUUGAAUGCUCUUCUAAUUUUAAUGAGAAUCAGGUGAUUACAUAUUCAUAAGAUUUAUUGAAUCUUAUGAAGUAGAAUCGCAAAUAUAGAGAUAAUUCUCAAAAUUAAAAAAAUGGUUAAUCUAUUCAUUCUUCUUAUAAUGUUAUUUAAAAUUUAAAAAAUAAGAUUUUAAAUUAUUAAGAUAGAUUUUAAUUAGAAAGUAGAAGUGGAGUGUAAUCUUAGAGUAUAUUUGAUAGAAAGAGAUGCCAAUCUCGUAUAGAUAUUGAUAGUUUUUAAACAUAAUUUCUUUUAAAACCUAGUACUUGUUUAUAAAAGAAACGAACAAAAUUCAAAAGUAUUCAUAAGUUUGAAAAUUUGUCUAAAGUGAUUAAAAUGGGAUCUUGA
Paramecium pentaurelia is the source of this 1746-nucleotide messenger RNA. The record is from the annotation of a GenBank genome assembly. Lineage: Eukaryota; Ciliophora; Oligohymenophorea; Peniculida; Parameciidae.